This is a messenger RNA of Aspergillus bombycis, 1773 nucleotides long. RefSeq names its product fungal specific transcription factor domain-containing protein. NCBI's taxonomy places the organism in Eukaryota, Fungi, Ascomycota, Eurotiomycetes, Eurotiales, Aspergillaceae. The transcript has 4 exons. Gene Ontology annotation, biological process: DNA-templated transcription. The record is from RefSeq and is a predicted model, not a curated record. The coding region runs from base 1 to 1773 and encodes 590 amino acids. Gene Ontology annotation, molecular function: DNA binding; zinc ion binding.
AUGAAGAUCCAAUCGCUGACACAGAAACUGGGGAAUUCUCGCCUGAAAGAAUUAGUCGAUUGUAUUGAAGCAAUCAUUGAGGACCGUGUUACAGCACGCGGAGCAACAUCCAUUUCCCCGGUUACAUUCAAAAAGCCACUGAGCUCCACACGUAUCUCGGGGGAAUUGACGCGGGUCUAUGUGGAUGGUUGUGAUCCAGGAAUUCUUUAUGUCCAGACCCAGUCUAACAUCUUGAUAGUUUACUUCAUGCGUAUCCAUCCCAUGUACCCGUUCCUUGACCGACAAAGUUUCGAGGAGACAGCGUUCUCGACGCACCUCGCACAGACGUUGGAAACAACUCCCGCAUUCUCUGCUCUGUAUCACGCAGUACUUGCAUUGGGAUGUCAGUACCAUGAUGGUGGAUCCUUUGACCCCGGAAAGGGCAAAGCAUGGAAGUUCUUCCAAAUGUCACUAGGUCUGAUGGCCGACAUCCUCGUGCCACGAGAAUCGUUGCUUAACCUACAAGCGUUGACCGCUAUGUCCAUCUUUGCCAUGAACACCUGUUGUUUGCAGAUUGACGAAAUUCUAAUCAUGGAAGCGGCGCGGAUGGCGCAUGCCCUCCGAUAUCACCGAGCCAUCUGCAGCACCGAGCAGCAAGUGUGGUGUCUACGAACAUUUUGGGUCAUCUACGGUAUGGAAAAGCAGUUAGCAUUUCUAAACAGGGAGAACUCGUUGAUCGCAGAUUAUAACGUAGGGUGUUCAAUCCCAGAAACACCAGAGGCAAGCUUUGGGAGCUAUAACUGGUUUUUGUCCAGCAUCCGGUUUGCCAGGAUAACGUCACAAGCAUAUGAGCUUCUGUUCUCCAUUAGUGCCACUCAGAAUUCCACAGAAACAUACCACACAAUGAUUGAUUAUGUCCAGGGGCGCCUGGAGAAAUGGCGACUGACCGUGCCGGACGGGUUUCGACCGGGAGAAUCUUGUCCUCCACAGACCUUCGUCGAUCCUGUGUCUAAAACGGUCGCUCUCCAGACCCACUACUCCUACCACAGUAUGGCUAUUGCUUUGGCGCGGCUCACUUUGCAGAUCGGCUCCGACGACAGUGAGCGACAAGAACACAGCAGACGAAGUUUGAUGGCUUCUGCCCGACGGAUAAUUGAGCUGACUCAGUAUAUUGACAAGGCACCCCAUACACCACUGUUUAUCCUUGCCAUAAUGCCACUUGUAGCCCUCUUCAUCCUUUUCGACUUUGUAGUCCACAACCCCACACACUCGGAGACAAAGACCAAUUUGGCAAUGCUUGAUAUUGUUUCGGGGCACUUCGCUCUUGUCGAGCAUGCAUCAAAUGGCUCAUUACCCUGCUCAUUGGUCUCGGAGUUUGCCCAUAUAGCACGACAGCACGUCAAAGAUGUCAACGGUGGACGCGGUCCCGGAGACAUGAUGGAGGCCCCGCUUACCCCGACGCAAAGAACUUACCGUGGUCAUAUCAGGACAGGAUCAGACGCCGCGAGGGACACGCAAAUGCCAGUCGUAAUGGAAGGGAACAUUUCUGAUGAUCAUCGACCUAAUGUUGAACUCAGCGGGGAGCUCGAACCGUACAAGCACACAGAGAGCGCCGGUGAGCCAGCAGACCUUCUAUACUAUCCUGCAAUGGAUGCCAGUUUCGACUUUGGUAGCGACCCUCUGUUGCCCGGUAUUGAUCUGCGGACGUUGUUCGGGUCGGUUAUCUCGACCGGCUUUGAUUCUCCUGACGAUGCCUCUACUUUUGGUGGGAUCAUGCCGACACCUCCAACAUAA